Megalobrama amblycephala (Wuchang bream) is the source of this 1653-nucleotide messenger RNA. RefSeq names its product olfactory receptor 52K2-like. Gene Ontology annotation, cellular component: membrane. The transcript has a single exon. Lineage: Eukaryota; Metazoa; Chordata; Actinopteri; Cypriniformes; Xenocyprididae. The coding region runs from base 448 to 1383 and encodes 311 amino acids. Gene Ontology annotation, molecular function: G protein-coupled receptor activity; olfactory receptor activity. The record is from RefSeq and is a predicted model, not a curated record. Gene Ontology annotation, biological process: G protein-coupled receptor signaling pathway.
UUUCAAGAUUUCAUUUCACUCAAACAUGUAAGAACGAGCAUUAUCAUAGUUAAACAAAUGAGCAAAGAUUUCAGUUCAUCAAUGUAAUGGGAAGAGCACAUGUUAAUGCAUGAAAGGCCUAAAUAAUAAGUAUAACUUUACAUCUAGUUUACUACAGUUAUUUGUGAAUUUUUUGCUGUUUAUAUGAUGAAACAUUCAUUGAACAUUUAACUUGUAAAAGUCAGCUGGAUUUUUUUUCUUCACAACAGCACAGUAUAACAAAGAGGCUUUUAUUCAUAUAGUGAAAGUGAAAUCACAGAAUCACAUGAUUGUGUGCAAUAAUAGUAUUUUUUUAUUUAUCACUCUCAAAUGUAGCAUAGCCUACUAUACAUACAUGGAAAAAUGUUUGUUAUCUUUAGGCUUUAAUCCUUUUUUACCAAAACCCUGUUUGUAAAGGGAUUGAACAGCAUGAAGAAUCUUUCUGCACCAAAUAUUUCAUUCACAGACUUCAUGUUAAAUGGUUUUUACAGCCUAGGGGAAUGGAGGCCCUUUUUAUUUAUUCCUUUCUUUCUGAUGUUUUUAUUGGCUAUCACAGCAAAUUCUAUUCUCAUAUAUUUAAUUAUAUCUCAAAAGUCUCUGCAUUCUCCUAUGUAUGUACUAAUAGGUGUUAUGGCAGUGUUAGACUUGAUCGGGCCUAUAUCUUCUGUACCCAGCAUGCUUCUUAGCUUGUUAUUUAACUGGAGUGGGAUAUCUCUAGUUGGUUGUUUAAUACAAAUGUUUUGCAUUCAUUAUGUUGGAUCAUUUCAGUCCACUUUGCUUUUGUGGAUGGCACUGGACCGUUACUUUGCAAUUUGCAAACCUCUUUACUAUCACAAAUACAUGGAAAUUCCUAACUUUCUAAAGUAUGUUGUUGUGCCAUUAAUCAGAAAUGGAAUCCUGAAUGUCACCAUAGUCUCUCUGGCUGGAAAAUUGUCAUUUUGUUCAACAAAUGUUAUCGAUCACUGUUUUUGUGAACACAUGGCAUUGGUUCAGUUAGCAUGUGGAGAUAUAUCAAUUAAUAACUUGGUUGGACUUUUGUCUACUUUCCUUAUACCAACUGCAGAUUUUAUUAUCAUUACUGCUUCCUACAUUGUGAUUUUUGCCUCUGUGUUUAAAUCUGGUAAGGCCCAAAUAAAGGCCAUAAACACCUGCAUUACUCACAUCAUUGUUAUGUUAUUUACUUUGAUUUUUGCCCUGAUUGCAUUCUUGUCAUACAGAGCAAAAAAUAAUAAUUUUUCUCCCAAUAGUCGUGUAUUUGUGAGCGCAAUGUACUUACUUUUUCCAAGUUGUUUUAACCCAAUUAUUUAUGGAGUGAGAACAAAAGAAAUAAGACAAAGGUUUCUUCAGUUUAUUAGAAAGGUAUAAGUCUGUCCUUUGUACAGAAAUCUAAAAGAAGUAAAUAUGCAAUAAUGUGCCAUUUAAAUAAGGAUUUGUUGUUUUGUUAAAGCUAUAGUUUAAAACGCUUAUUAUGUAGGCCAUAUUUGAAAAUAUGAGACUGAAAAUAUGUUAAUAAUGGACAUACUGUAAACAAUGAUGGUAAUUUAGAAGAAUGAUAUCAUUGUGCACAAUUUUUGUAUACACAAAUGGAGUUAAUAAAGCAAAAAAUAAAUAAAUAAAUAAAUACACAGCAUUCUC